UACAGGUGUUUAUUAACCGAAUAUCAUAACAGCAUACAUUAUAAUCGGCAAAAUAAUUUAGUAAAAUAAUUAUUAUGGAUGAUUUGAUGAAUCGAAUCAAUCAAUUUUUAAAUAUAUGAGAGAACAAAUAAAUCAUGGAUCAUGAAAAUUUCGAAAAUCCUAUGGAAGAACAUUCACGGACCAUUAUUCACAUUGAUAUCGAUUGUUUUUAUGCACAAGUUGAAAUACUAAAAAAUCCAAAUUUAAAAAAUGUACCAUUAGGUAUUCAACAAAAGAAUAUUGUGGUCACAUCGAAUUAUAUUGCCAGAGAAUAUGGAAUUAAAAAAUGUAUGCAAAUUGUGGAAGCAAAAAAACUAUGCCCGGAACUCGUACUAGCUAAUGGUGAAGAUUUAAAAGAUUAUCGUGAGAUGUCUUCAAAAGUACACGAAACCAUACGAAAAUAUUCACAGGCUGUGGAAAAAUUAGGUUUAGAUGAAAAUUUUAUUGAUGUAUCAAUCCUUGCAAAAGAAAAAUUAGUAAACGAAAAGUUUGAUAUAAUUGGUAAUAAAUAUGAAAAUUUAGAACAAGAAAAUAUGAAUGAAUUAUGUUAUUGUGGUUGUCGGCAACGAUUAUCAAUAGGAACUCAAAUAGCGAAUGAAAUACGACAAAAAAUUUUCACAGAUCUUGGUCUUACAACUUGUGCAGGCAUAUCCUAUAAUAAAAUGUUAGCGAAAUUAGUUGGCAGUACACAUAAACCGAAUCAACAAACUGUGUUAUUUCCAGAAAAUGUUCAAGGUUUUUUGAGAAGCUUAAAAAGUAUUCGUAGUAUACCAGGAAUUGGUUAUAAAACCUAUGAGGUAAUUAAAACUCUAGGUAUCCAAACAAUUCCUGAAGUAUUAGACUAUCCAACAGAUAAAUUACAAGAAUUACUUGGGAAAGAAUCUACGGCGAAAAUUGUAAAUUUAUGUCGUGGAUAUGAUCCUAGUCCAGUGAAAUCUAGUGGAAAACCAUUAAGUAUUGGUUUAGAAGAUAGUUGUCGAAAUAUUAAUGGAAAAUCGGAAGUAGAAAUAAAAUUUAAACAAUUAUUAACACGAUUAAUUGAAUUAGUUGCAAAAGACGGUCGUAUUCCAACUACGCUGAAAGUUACAGUACGAAAAUUUGAUAAAUCUCAAACUAGCCAUCGAGAACAAAAACAAACAAGUAUUCCUCCCUCAAUUUUUACAAAUUUCACUUCUACUUUAACGGAGAAAUCCGAAAAGAAAAUACUUUUAAUUAUUAUGAAAUUAUUUCACAAAAUAGUUGAUGUUAAUAAACCAUUUCAUAUCACGUUAUUAGGUCUAUCGUUUACAAAAUUUUUGGAUCGAUUAAAUAAUAAAAAUACAAUAGCUUCAUUUUUAAUGAAAAAUGUUACUGUACAAGCCGUUACAAAUUUACAAAAUAAUGAAUCAAUUACAAUGGAUGAUAGUGUACCUGACACAUCGUUACGACGAACAAAUAUAAUAGAAACAGAUGGAUCAGAAUCUGAAGUAGAGCCAUCACCGAAAAAAUCCAAAAUUGAAAGUUUUUUUGCAAAACGUCGUUGUUUAUCAUCGCCAAUGGAUUCACCAUCUCCUAGUAAAUUACGAGUAGCUGAGUUACGGUUGAAUUCAAUGGAAAGAAUCAAUGAAAAUGAAGUCCUAGAUUGCCCGCCUGGUGUGGAUCCAACAGUUUUUAGUGAAUUACCUAGUGAUGUACAACAAGAAAUUGUAAAUGAUUGGAAAAAUAACCAACAAACUUCGUCCUCGGCGUCAGUUUCGAGAAGCCAAUCAAAUUUUUCGAAAAACAAUAAGAAUUCAAUUUUAAACUAUUUAAUAACAGACAAAUAACAUUCAGCUGGAUUUUGUUAAUUUUCUAGAUAUGCCUCGCUACGGCAUUAUGAUUACAAGAAUAUUUGAUUGUGCGCCAUCUCACAUUCUUUAUGGGAUGCACAUACAAUUGGGCCUUAAAAUGAAUACAAUUCAAAAAUAUUUACUCAAAGUUAAUGGCACCUAAUAUUUACUUUUUCGUACUAAAAAUAGGCGGGAUCUAUGAUUUUCCGUUAAUUAAUUCAAUAGUUCAGAUAACAUUUGAUACUACGCGUUUUUCAAAUAAAUAUAAAUUAUAUUUAGUUAGUCUAUAAUCUAAGUACCAGCAAAAGUAUGACAAAAAUUCAAGAA
Molecule: messenger RNA, 2174 nt
Organism: Chrysoperla carnea
Lineage: Eukaryota; Metazoa; Arthropoda; Insecta; Neuroptera; Chrysopidae
Gene: PolI
Product: DNA polymerase iota
Exons: 2
Coding region: 135-1844 (569 amino acids)
Biological process (GO): translesion synthesis
Molecular function (GO): DNA-directed DNA polymerase activity; damaged DNA binding
Source: RefSeq, a predicted model, not a curated record